AUGAAUAGCGAACUCACCAGUGCGCUAGAAGAAAUUGCCAAUGCUUUUGCAGUCGACAAGGCAUUCCUUGCUAAGGCCACAAACCAUUUCUUGGUGUCUAUGGAUGUAGGUUUGGCUAACGAAGUGUCUACCAGAGGGUACAUGCCUAUGAUUCCGACGUAUGUCACUUCGAUUCCAACAGGCAAGGAGCACGGAUUAUAUUUGGCUGCGGAUCUCGGAGGCACCAAUUUCCGUGUGUGUUCGAUCAAUCUUCGUGGCGACAAUACCUUCGAUUUGAAGCAGUCUAAGUUCCCCGUCCCUGUCGAGUUGAUGAAAGGAAACACCUCCGAUGCUUUGUUUUCGUUUGUUGCUAGCAAAAUCGAAAUCUUUUUGAAUGACCAUCAUGACGAUUUGGACGAGUCUGUGACUUUGAAAAUGGGUCUUACGUUUUCGUUCCCUGUUGAGCAGACAGCCAUUGACAGAGGAAAAUUAAUUCGUUGGACCAAGGGGUUCGACUUGCCUGAUUGCGUCGGUCGCGAUGUCGUGGAUAUCUUCCAGAGACAUUUAGAUGCUUUGAAGCUUCCUGUUGCUGUCAUUGCUUUGGCCAAUGACACAGUGGGAACAUUAUUGUCUCGUUCGUACUCCAAUGACAGCUCCAAAACAAACUCGAAUACUGUCAUCGGCGCAAUUUUUGGUACUGGUACCAAUGGCGCAUACUUGGAAACAAUCGAGAAUAUCCCCAAAAUUGAACAUAAGUUCUUGCCCAAGAAUACCACUGGAAUGGUAAUCAACACUGAAUGGGGCUCUUUCGAUAACACAUUGGAGGUGUUGCAUGCAACGAAAUGGGACGCUGCAGUCGAUAAGGAAACAUCCAACAAAGGGUACCAUUUGUUCGAAAAGAGAAUUAGUGGUAUGUUCCUUGGUGAAUUGUUGCGCGUCAUUUUGAUGGACUUCUUCAAUCGUGGCUUGGUUUUCCAAGACUUGUACAAGUCUCGUGACAAUACUUUACCCCACAGAUUGACAGAGCCAUUCUUGUUAUCUUCUAAGAUCUUAUCGUACUUGGAAAUCGACGACUCGACCGAAUUGAAGAUGUCUGAAUUGUUGAUGGAAAACGAAUUGAGAUUGCCCACAACCUACGAAGAGAGACAAGCAAUUCAAAGACUCACAAGAAUCAUUUCGUCGAGAGCAGCUUCUUUGUCUGCUAUUCCAAUCGCGGCCAUUGUCACCCGUGUUAAGGACCAAUAUGCCGAUGACGAUAAAGACUUCGAGGUCGGAUGUGAUGGGUCUUUGAUUGAGUUUUAUCCAGGCUUCAAGCAGAAAGUAUUGGAUGCUUUUGAAGUCAUUAACCCCUUGCAGGGAACCAACAAAAAAUUGCAUUUGAGAAUCGCAAAGGAUGGUAGUGGUGUUGGAGCAGCAUUGUGUGCUUGCAUGGUAUAA
Australozyma saopauloensis is the source of this 1416-nucleotide messenger RNA. It is a transcript of the gene GLK1, whose product is annotated as glucokinase. The coding region runs from base 1 to 1416 and encodes 471 amino acids. The record is from RefSeq and is a predicted model, not a curated record. Gene Ontology annotation, cellular component: cytosol; mitochondrion. The transcript has a single exon. Lineage: Eukaryota; Fungi; Ascomycota; Pichiomycetes; Serinales; Metschnikowiaceae. Gene Ontology annotation, molecular function: glucokinase activity; ATP binding; fructokinase activity. Gene Ontology annotation, biological process: glycolytic process; carbohydrate phosphorylation; glucose 6-phosphate metabolic process.